This is a messenger RNA of Salmo salar (Atlantic salmon), 798 nucleotides long. Its product is annotated as fish-egg lectin-like. NCBI's taxonomy places the organism in Eukaryota, Metazoa, Chordata, Actinopteri, Salmoniformes, Salmonidae. The record is from RefSeq and is a predicted model, not a curated record.
AUCUACAGAGACAUCAUGAGAGCCACUGCAGCCGUCCUAUUGGUCCUCUGUCUCCUGGUCAUCAGUCAUGCAUGGGACUGUCAGACUGUAGUGUAUAUCAAGAAUCUGAUGCAGAUCGAUGCAGGACUGAGGCAAGUGGUUGCAACAGACACAAGUCAAAUCCCCUACUACCUGGUAGGUGAUAAAUGGAUCUCCCUGCUUGGUUCCCUGAAGAAUAUCACUGUAGGACCAGCAGGGCUGUGGAGUGUCAACAAGGCAGACUCAAUCUACAAGUAUGUGGCCGAUAACUGGGUGCAAGCUGCAGGCAGUCUGAAGCAAGUGGAUGCUGGAGGUAACCAGUUUGUUGUGGGGGCUAACAUAAACGAUACUCCAUACUGUCUGACAAGUAGUGCCACAGUUGGCUACAAGGGUCCAGGCUCACCCCUUCGAUGGACAGGAUUGCCAGGAGCUGUGAAGUACUACAGUUGUGGACCCUUUGGGUGCUGGGCAGUCAACAAGAAUGAUGAUAUCUACUUAAUGAGUCUGAAUCAAGACUGCCAAAACAAGGGGUGGAGUCACAUUGAUGGCAAGCUUUCCAUGAUUGAGGUGGCAACUGAUGGUAGUGUCUUUGGGGUCAACUCUGCGGGUAGUGUUUAUACCAGAGACAGCAUCACAGCCAGUAAACCAGAGGGCACUGGAUGGAGCAAUAUCCCAAUGCGCAUGAUAAUGAAGCGUGUGACCUAUGACCUGGGCCGUCUUUGGGUCUUCUCCAAUUCUGGCUUCACCAUGGUGUGCACACAUUAGCCUCUCCUCUGCAUC